This is a messenger RNA of Cyprinodon variegatus (sheepshead minnow), 2632 nucleotides long. It is a transcript of the gene ctdsp2, whose product is annotated as carboxy-terminal domain RNA polymerase II polypeptide A small phosphatase 2-like. The record is from RefSeq and is a predicted model, not a curated record. The transcript is spliced from 7 exons. Bases 587 to 1378 code for a protein of 263 amino acids. NCBI's taxonomy places the organism in Eukaryota, Metazoa, Chordata, Actinopteri, Cyprinodontiformes, Cyprinodontidae. Gene Ontology annotation, molecular function: RNA polymerase II CTD heptapeptide repeat phosphatase activity.
CGCAUAACAUCAAAACCCGCAUUUUACAACAAACUAUCACCCGGAAUCCUAUUUUCUUUGUCAGAAUUUACGUUUCAGAGUGACAGACGCGGGUUUUUGUCGCUCAUUGGGACCGUGCGGGCGGUGUUGUUUAUCUGUAGUAAAGGGGGACUUGAAACCGUCCUCCCUUGCCCCAUUUCCUCGGUUGUUUUCCUUCUCUCGCCUGGAUUCUCCAUGUUGUUGGUGCAAAAGUGACGGCAGAAGGGGGCUACUCGGCGGCUAUCACCACCAAAUAGCGGUACACCCGAGGAGACGGAGCGGGCAGAGUGUCAGAUAACCUCCGGAAAACAUAUCCAAGUGCCUCGCCCCCCCUUACCCCAUCCUUCCUCCUAAGGCAGCCGACUGAAGAACAAGAAGCAGCGGUUUUGGAGAAGAAAGGAACCAGGCAGGGACGAGAUAAAUCCGGACCAUAACUGAGGCGGGUCACACGGUAACCUCGGUGUAUACUGCUAGAGUCGCCUUAUCAAUUAAAAAAAACCCCAAUGAGGGACGCCCAUCAGUGCUCGGGGACAGGAUUUGAGGAUUUUGAGGGCUCUGUGAUUGUCAGAUGGAAAGUUCUGUUAUCACCCAAGUGCAGAAAGAAGACGUCCAAGUGUCACCGAAAGCAGGCCAGGUGAGCCGCUCUGCCCUGAAACAGCCUCGGAGCUGUAACAUCUUCAAAGCCCUCUUCUGUUGCCUCAAAGUCCAGGAUGGCCCCAAACCGCCGCCGCCACCUCUGCCGCCGCCUUCCCAACAUAGCCUGCUGGAGUCACAGGAAAAUGGGUCGGUCGUCAAGCUGUCGGAAGUUAGCCUCCUGCCUGAGGUGAAGGCCGAGGACCAGGGGAAGAUCUGCGUGGUCAUCGACUUGGACGAGACCCUGGUGCACAGCUCAUUUAAGCCCAUUAGUAAUGCGGACUUCAUCGUGCCGGUGGAGAUAGAGGGGACCACACACCAGGUGUAUGUUCUGAAGAGGCCGUACGUGGAUGAGUUCCUGCGGAGAAUGGGAGAAAUGUUUGAAUGUGUGCUGUUUACAGCCAGUCUUGCUAAGUAUGCAGACCCAGUGACAGACCUGCUGGAUCAGGGCAGCGUGUUUCGGGCCCGGCUGUUCCGGGAAUCUUGUGUGUUCCACCAGGGCUGCUACGUGAAAGACCUGAGCCGUCUGGGCAGGGACCUCACCAGGACCCUCAUCUUGGAUAACUCCCCUGCCUCGUACAUCUUUCACCCUAAUAAUGCUAUUCCUGUGGUGUCUUGGUUUGACGACGUGGAAGAUACCGAGCUGCUUAACCUUCUGCCCGUGUUCGAGGAGCUCAGUAAAGCCGAUAACGUUUACACCCAUCUGGACCAGCUUCGGGAACAGUAGUUCCCUCCCUCUUCGUAUACACCAGAUCCGCAUAUACCGAGAGAGAGAAAAAAACUCACUUUUUCCCUUUAUGUCACUGUGCAGCUGGGGAGCUACCCCAAACCUGGUGAUAUCCACAACCACUUUUUUUUUUCUUUAUAAAAUAAUCACUACAAGAAAGACUGGGAGUCAACCAAAGCCAUCCCAUCACAAUCACUCCAGCUGGUAUAGAAACGAAAAUGGAUCUUUUGCCAAAGCAGACAUCUGCCUGCCCUCUAUUGACUUUUGGACACAGUUUGCUUUAUUGUGCCUUUUAAGGAACAAGAGUAAAAAAAAAAACUUUUUUUUAAUUCCACCAGAUUUUUAUACAUUUAUAGAUUCCUUUUUGUGCAAGGAAAUCUAUUUUUAAAUGCUGAACAUUGUUUCUCUAUGCAACCCAGUUCGGUAAUAACAUGUUGUACCUCUUGUGGUUGGCAGAUGUGCACUUCUGAGAAAAAGUCUCAGCCACUUUACAGAUUUCUUCUACUUUUUCCUUUGGUUUCAAUUAACGUUUCAGAACAAGUUUUUUUAGACCAGACAGAAAUAACAUUAGGAAAUGUGGAUCAUGAUUUUUUAAGGGAGAAAAAGCAGCGGAAACCAACUUGGAGACCAAUUUAUCAAUUGCAAUUGAAAAUAAUCUCACCUGCUACACCCAGUUCUGAUAUAUAUCUAUAUAUACAUAUAUCUUUAUAUGUGAGAGAGUCUGGGCAGAUGACUUAAAUGGGAGAUCUCCAUGGUCCUGAGGGGUUCCCAAGGCUUCAGCAAACAUUUUGUUGACUGGAGCCAGAAGUUUAACUUUUUGCAAACUUCAGAGCUGCUGGCAGGUUUGGUUGACAGGGUUGAUCAUUCUAGGCCUGUGGUAUAAACAAGGCCACUUUCCGGAUCCUCCAACCAUCAGAUUCCACCUAAAGCAUCUUGAUUAACCCCAAGACUUUGGGAACAAUGGGAACGUUUAGUUGGAUCAGGUUCAGAUCAACACAGAAUCUGGGGGUUCUUCCAAAGACAAUCAUGUAGAGGUAAUAUUAUGGUCUGGGACUGUUUGGGACGACUUGCUGUGAUUAAUGGAGCGAAUGAUUAUUCUUUUUAGCAAUACAACCAGAAGAAUAAUCUAUAUCCGUUGGUUCUUGACCUUCAGCACAAUCAUCCAAACAAGAUGUCAUAGCAUUAGCUUAAUGGCUACAUUAAAAUAAUUCUCCAAAGUGGACCAAAAUACCUCUACAUUGCUGUAAAAAAAAA